Messenger RNA from Empidonax traillii (willow flycatcher), 3300 nucleotides. RefSeq names its product serine and arginine rich splicing factor 10 (gene SRSF10). The transcript is spliced from 6 exons. Gene Ontology annotation, molecular function: RNA binding. The record is from RefSeq and is a predicted model, not a curated record. Bases 131 to 919 code for a protein of 262 amino acids. NCBI's taxonomy places the organism in Eukaryota, Metazoa, Chordata, Aves, Passeriformes, Tyrannidae.
GCGGGCGGUGCAGCUCCCCUCAGGCCGCCUCAGCCGCUCCCGCCGCGCCGCCCUCUCUCUCUCUCUCUCCCUCCUUCCUUCCUUCCUUCCUUCCCUCCUUCCUUCCUCCCCCUUCGCCGCCGACGCCGACAUGUCCCGCUACCUGCGGCCCCCCAACACCUCGCUCUUCGUGCGGAACGUGGCCGACGACACCCGGUCUGAAGAUUUGCGCCGGGAAUUUGGUCGUUAUGGGCCUAUAGUUGAUGUUUACGUUCCACUUGACUUCUACACCCGCCGUCCCAGAGGAUUUGCUUAUGUUCAAUUCGAAGAUGUCCGUGAUGCAGAGGAUGCUCUCCAUAAUUUGGAUCGAAAGUGGAUCUGUGGAAGGCAAAUAGAAAUCCAGUUUGCACAGGGGGAUCGGAAGACACCAAAUCAAAUGAAAGCCAAGGAAGGGAGAAACCUGUACAGUUCCUCUCGUUACGAUGACUAUGACAGAUACCGGCGAUCCCGGAGUCGGAGUUACGAGAGGAGACGGUCUAGGAGUCGUUCCUUUGAUUACAGCUAUAGAAGAUCCUAUAGUCCCAGAAACAGUAGACCUACGGGGAGACCUCGUCGUAGCAGAAGCCAUUCGGACAAUGAUAGGUUCAAACACCGCAAUCGAUCUUUUUCAAGAUCUAAGUCCAAUUCAAGAUCACGAUCCAAGUCACAGCCCAAGAAAGAAAUGAAGGCUAAAUCACGGUCUAGGUCUGCAUCUCACACCAAAUCUAGAGGCACCUCUAAAACAGAUUCUAAAACACACUAUAAGUCCAGCUCAAGAUAUGAGAAGGAGUCGAGAAAAAAAGAACCAGCUAGAUCCAAAUCACAGUCAAGAUCACAUUCUAGAUCUAGGUCAAAAUCCAGAUCGAGGUCUUGGACUAGUCCCAAGUCCAGUGGCCACUAACAGUGUAUCCAUGUUGGUUUAGGCAUGUAAGAUUCAUUUACACACAGUUCAGUUUACUUAAAUUAUCAGGAAUAUGAUGUUGCAACAGUGCUAAAAAAUAUUUUCUUUGUCAGUUUUCCCUGUAGCCGACAAUGGUUAAAAUUAAAACAGUGUUGAGAAGCCACAGAGAGAGAGAGAGGGAGAGAGAAUGUCCACUUGAUUACAUGUCAUGGGCAGCUACUGAUUUGGUUGUGGUGUCUCUAUGUAUAUUUUUGUAAAGAUUUGCAUUUUUAAUGCUUAGAUAUUGGUGAUGAGUCGAUUGAUCGUAACUUGCAACAUUGUCCUUUUACAAAUGUCACACCCAUAGAGAAAUUGGUACACAGUUUGUGCUGAGCAGUUAAACCAACCGUUUAACUGCUUCUUUGACUCUAAACUUUGUGAGAAAGCAGAAAACUGGACAGCUGUAGUGCAAGCACUGGCUGCUGGGAAAUCAGCCUGGCAGUUUGUUCCCGAGGCUCCAGGGCAGGUUUCGGUGUUCUCCGCGCCCACCAGCACCACUAGGGUGGUAAUUGGAGCCCUUUGGAGAGAUAUUUUGGAGAUUUCUCUUUAACCCUGGACAGAUGGUACUGACAUUGCAUGUACGACACGGGGAGAGAGUUUGGACUGUGCAGUGUCGUGACGUGUCGGGACAGAGGCUUCACUGCCUUUGGCCUGGCUGUUCUAAAGGUGUGAGAAGAGGGGGUAAAAAAACCCGCCUUGAAAUGGAAAAUCAAAUUCAGAUUUCAGCAAGCAGCAGAGCAACUGAAUAUUAGGUUGUAUGUACAUUUUAUGCAGUUUUUGUAUCUAUUCUAAAUUUUAGUGAGCAGUUAACCAUAAAAUUGCUUAGUUUUCCUGCUGUUAGAUACAAGUAGAUCGUUUCGAGUUGUGUGUGUACAGUAUAUAAGAACUAAACUUUAAUGCCAAUGACUCCUGUGGUUAGUUGGUGUACUCAUAGGUAUCAAACCGUAGCCAUCUCCCUUCCUGGGUAACCAGGCUUGCUUUUUACACAGCAAAAAAAAAAAGCAGUUGGUCAAGCAAGUCUGAAUCACUCCUUCCUCAGAAUUGAUAGUUGGUUUGGUUACAAGAUUUUGUUUUACUUCAGAACAAACGUUUGGAGUUGGAUAUGAACAAGAGCUGCAUCUCUAGCUAUGUAGUUUAUCACUAAUAUACAGUAUAUUUAGAAAAUUGAAUGUGAAAAAAUAACAAACCCAGUGUGUAAUCUCAUCAGUAUUUCUCUAGAAGGCAAGAUCCUUUGUUAUGGAAAUGGCUUUUGGCAUUGUUUUUUGUUUUUUGUUUUUUUUUCUAUUUACUUUCAAAAGCCAGCAUCAAACAUUUAGUGUUCCUCACUGUCUGACGUCGUAGCAUAUAAAGGCAUCGAUUUCCAAAAAGUUCCUUUUUAGAGAAAUGUUUUAGGGUUUGGGUUUAGUGUUCCAGCAGGGCCUCCAAAGGAGUGCAGAUGGCUUUGGAGCAUCGGAACGUGCUUUAGGGGUUUGAUGGUAGAAUCUUUGUACAUUUGAUAGCAUUUCUAACUUUUCCUUUACUGUUUGCAGUUAAUGUUCAUGUUCUGCUAUGCAAUCAUUUAUAUGCACGUUCCUUUAAUUUUGUAGACUUUCCUUGGAUGUAUAGUUUAAAAACAGCAAAAAGUCUAUUUAAAAACUGUAGCAGUAGCGUGCAGCUCUAGCAGAGGAAAGUUGUGGGAUUAAACUUUGUAUUUCCUUUCUUAUAGAGGCUUCUAAAAAGGUAUUUUUAUAUGUUCUUUUUAACAAAUAUUGUGUACUACCUUUAAAACAUCGAUGUUUUGAUCAAAAUUACUAAAGACCCAGCUUAUUUUCUGCUUGCUGUAAAUUUAGCAAACAUGCUGUAAUAAAAAAAUGAAGGAAAUACUGAUCCACUGGAAUUCUUGUAGCUUUAGAAUUUGACUCCAGAGCAUGGUUAGGAAUAGAGCUAUGCACCCCUUAUGGAGUAAAAUCCUUACUAUGGUACUUCAGUAAAGGCAGGAAUUUAUCAUUUGAUACCUGAAUAAAUGUCAUUUCACAUUUUUUUAAAGGGGUACGAGACAAAAUGAGAAUGAUAAGCAUAAGUGUUAGUCUAAUAUAUUGAAUUUUAUUUACCAUCGACUUUCAUUAUUGCUGGAUGAACUUGCCCUGUGGUUAUAAUUCAGAUAUUAUUAGCCGGGUCAUGAACUACAUAAAAGCAACAACUGAAGGUGCUAAUAGGAUCAAAUUUAUAGUAUCACCUUAUCAAUUUAUAGUUGCCAUAUCAAAACUGGUGCCAGCAGUGGUUCUGUGGGAGGUGACAAAGCUUUGCUGGUGACGUUCAGAGAUGGAGCUGCCUCCUGGCACUUGCAGGAGGUUCUACCACUC